Messenger RNA from Corythoichthys intestinalis (scribbled pipefish), 1262 nucleotides. It is a transcript of the gene tusc2b, whose product is annotated as tumor suppressor 2, mitochondrial calcium regulator b. The record is from RefSeq and is a predicted model, not a curated record. The transcript has 4 exons. Gene Ontology annotation, cellular component: mitochondrion. Gene Ontology annotation, biological process: regulation of mitochondrial membrane potential; inflammatory response. The coding region runs from base 242 to 577 and encodes 111 amino acids. NCBI's taxonomy places the organism in Eukaryota, Metazoa, Chordata, Actinopteri, Syngnathiformes, Syngnathidae.
GGUAGAUUAUGAAGGGGCCCCUUCAGACGUGAUUGGAAGAAGAAGAAACACAGCUUUUCUGACAAGCUACCUCAGCUAACCUGCUAGCUCUUCGAAACCCCAAAUUUAGCCGUGAAAUAAAGUUCGUCAAGAAAAGCUUCAAUUUUUCAAAAGCCACACCCGUUUCCCAGGUAUCACAGCCAGCGGUGUCACAUUCAUCCGAUAGAGUGACACCCAAGUAAAUUAUGUGCUGCAGCUGAAGAUGGGUGGUAGCGGCUCCAAAUCCAAAGGAUUUUGGCCUUUCGCUGGCUCAGGCAGUGGCGACGACCAUGCCAAAGAUGGAAAUGAACAAUCACUGGCUAGAGCACGUAGUUUCCCGGGCGCAACUCCUUUUGUGUUCACCAGGCGAAGCUCUUUGUUUUUGGAUGAAGAUGGCGACUUGGCCCACGAGUUCUAUGAAGAGACUAUCGUGACGAAAAAUGGCCGAAAAAAAGCCAAACUGAGGAGGAUUUACAAAAACUUGACACCUCAGGGAAUCAUAAAGCUGGACCUCCCUUGCAUCCAUGUAGAUUUCCCAGUCGUCCUUUGUGAAGUGUGACGACAUACACGAAGCGUCUGUAGACAAACAAGCUGUCAGUUCCGUCCUGUGGUUUUGCCCUGCAAUUUGGAGACCAGAAACUUUCAGCUAAUACACAAUGCAUCUCUUGAUAUAUUUGAAAUAUACCUGUGGUCAGGAUGAUGUCAUGUGACAUGAGCCUCUGCAUGUGAUCUGUUGUCAACGACGUAUUCUUGAUCACCUAUGGGAGGGCGUAGGAUGGUGCCAAGUUGGGAAAACAUACUCUGUUUACAUGGUGUGUAUGCAUGUAAGUGUGCUGUUGCGGACAUGGGAUGGUUUAUACUCCGUAAUUAAUUGCUGCACAUUAUUUUCAGGUAUGGUUCAUGAACUCUUCAAGGGGAUGAUUACCAACUCUCCCCCACACAUGUAUUAUCUAGAGAGGGAACGUAGUUGCACACUUAAACAUUGUUUCUUUUUCUUUUCAAUUUUACUAUGCAUGGGGAAAGAAUCGGAUGAUUGGUCAUAAUAAUGAAGGGAGUUGACAAUCAGUAGCCCUCCAUUUAAACUGAAAUGCUUCAAUGAUUUUGGUCUGUCACGCAGGAGUGACAACACUAGUACAGAUGUCCGCUGUAAUAUCUGAGUGUGUGCUUUGCUGCUUCUGCAUACAAUAUUUCACAUUUAAUUUAUUAUAAUUUUUUUUUUUAAAAUAAAUACACUUUGAAAUGUC